Molecule: messenger RNA, 1180 nt
Organism: Salvia hispanica
Lineage: Eukaryota; Viridiplantae; Streptophyta; Magnoliopsida; Lamiales; Lamiaceae
Source: RefSeq, a predicted model, not a curated record
UGCUCACUACAAAUCUCAAAUUUUAAUCUUUCUCUGUAAUUUUUUCAAUGGCCAAAUGUAGCAGCUUAACUUAAUCUCAGUUAAUGCAAAUUGGGCAUUCUUGAUUCUGCCAUUUUGAUUUCUAUUGAAGGGUGCAUAUGUUUUUAUAGCAUGUUUCUGUUGGAUAGGUGCUAGAGGUGAAAAGUUUUCGAUUCAAAAAUGGUGUUUUGGGAAGGAUACGCGAGCGAUGAAACGAUGGGGACGUUUGCUCCGCUUGUGGUGUACUGGCUGUAUGCCGGGUUCUAUCAGCUCCUCCCGCCAUUAGAUAAGUAUAGGUUGCACACGAGAACAGAAGAAAACGAGAAGAAUUUGGUGCCGUUAGGGUCUGUGAUCAAGGGGGUUCUUCUUCAGCAGUUUUUCCAGGCUGUUGUUGCUGAAUUGCUCUUCUUGAUAACUUCAAAUACAAGUUCUUCCGGGGACGUUGUCCAACCCUCUCUUCCCAUCCAAGCUGUGCAAUUUGUGAUCGCUAUGCUGGUGAUGGACACAUGGCAAUACUUUGUGCAUCGUUACAUGCACCUAAACAAGUUCCUCUACCGCCACAUCCACUCUCAGCAUCAUAAACUAGUAGUCCCCUACGCCAUCGGGGCUCUCUACAACCAUCCGCUGGAAGGCCUUUUGUUGGACACGUUCGGUGGUGCCAUAUCCUUCCUCGUUUCUGGAAUGACCGCACGUACUGCUGUUUUCUUCUUCUGUUUCGCUGUGAUCAAGACCGUGGACGAUCAUUGUGGGCUCCGGCUGCCUGGCAAUAUCUUCCAUCUGCUUUUCCAGAACAACACUGCUUACCACGACAUUCACCAUCAGCUCCAAGGUACGAAAUUCAACUAUUCGCAACCGUUCUUCCCCUUGUGGGACAAACUGCUUGGGACGUACGCGGCAUAUACACUGGUGAAGCGGCCCGAAGGGGGCUACGAGGCGAGGCUGAAAAAAGACUAGUUGUUGUGCCACAUCUUCAGUAGGAGGCUCUGUAUGUGUCAAAGUGAGUGAAAAAACUGUAGCUUAUUAUUUUCUUUAUUAUUUCAUCCCUGUUUAUUUAUUUGCCACAUUUCCUCCAUCACUGACUUGAGAAAGAUUGUGAUACAAUUCACAUGUAAUAUCAACACUAAUGAACUUCAUUUUGUUUUUAAGAUUUGUUUGUUUACAA